This is a messenger RNA of Drosophila subobscura, 396 nucleotides long. Its product is annotated as ctenidin-1-like. The record is from RefSeq and is a predicted model, not a curated record. Bases 1 to 396 code for a protein of 131 amino acids. Lineage: Eukaryota; Metazoa; Arthropoda; Insecta; Diptera; Drosophilidae. The transcript has 2 exons.
AUGAAGGUCUUCGUCGCUCUCGCCAUUAUUCUCUCCGUGGCAUCGGCUGCCCCACAGUUCGGUGGUGCCGACGCCAACGCCAAUGCCAACGCUGCGGCUCAAGGUCAGGGCGGCAACGGCGGCGGAUUCGGAGGCAAUGGCGGAGGACAUGGCGGAGGACACCACCACGGCGGACGUCCUGGUGCUCAAGGCGGAUUCGGCGGUAACAACCAAUUCGGAGCUGGAGGCUUCGGCGGUCCCAACCAGGGUGGAAACGGAGGCUUCGGCGGUCCCAACCGAGGUGGAAACGGAGGAUUCGGUGGUCCAGGUGGUGGCUUCGGCGGCGGCAAUGCCGAAGCUAAUGCCAAUGCUAACGCAAAUGCCGCUGGAAAUGGAUUUGGAGGAGGCAAUCGCUGA